GUACACCAGCCUCAGAGCACCUUUUUCCAUUGGUUCACCCUCCAAUGGCCGCUGCGGCCAGCGCGCUGCGGCUGGCACACCACGCCGAAUCGAAGCCAGGAGCCAGGUGCUUCUCCUGGUCUCCCAUGCAGGUGAAGGGCCCAAGGACUUGGGCCAUCCUCCUCUGCACUCCUGGGCAACAGCAGAGAGCUGGACUGGAAGAGGAGCAACCGGGACAGAAUCUGGUGCCCUGACCGGGACUAGAACCUGGUGUGCCGGCACCACAGGUGGAGGAUUAGCCUAUUGAGCCACGGCGCCAGCCUCACUUCCAUUUUUAACACCAUUACUGGAGUAUUUGGCAAUAAAGACAUUUGUAUCCCACAUUCAGAGUACCUGGGGUUCAACAUACAGAUCUGGCUCCUAACUCCAGCUUCCUUCUAAUGCAGACUUUGAGAGCAGCAACGGCUUGGGUAGUUGGGUUCUUGCCACCCAUAUGGCAAAGCUGGAUUGAGUUCUUGACUUCUGGUUUGACUGGCCCCAUCUCAGCCAUUGCAGGUAUUUGGGAAAUAAUCCAGUACAUAAGAGCUCUCUCUCAAAUAAUCAUUUCAAAUUUUAAAAAUAUGAAAAUCAUUACGAUAUGCCAAGCCAUGUGCUAGGUACUGGGAAUAAGAUAGAGACCUCUCUUGGAGUUUCCAUAGUAGAAGCUAUGUCAGACAGUGCAUAAUAAAAUAGAUUAUGAAAAGGGCUCUGAAGGAAGUCAGCUGGGUUCUGGUCACAGCAGUAUGCUUUGCGGACAUUAACAUCUUACGUAUCUUCUCUAUGGGCCACACAGGGUAAAACCAUGAAAAAGUGCCAUUGUUACUUCUAGGCUAGCAGCUGUACUGAGCCAGGGUAGAAUGGAGGAAGUUUUCCUAUGCCAAUGUAAACUGCUAUUGAUUUCUGUUCUAAUCAUCACACCCACACUGAAUUGCCCAUGUCUCUACAGAAAUCUUCUAAGAACUGAUUUCAUUGUAGCCCCUACCUAACAGAACUGUCAAAUAUGAAAACAAGGAUACUGAGACUUUAGAGGAAAUGGCCUCGUUCCAUAAUAAAUAAGCAUAAUAGGGCCAGUUAGGGCCCUGAUGGGAGGAAAGACAGCUCUUGGAUUUGAACUUGGAGGAGGAAACUUCAAGCUAGCAACCAGAACCAGAUAACUCUGAAGACCCCCCCCCCAAAAAAAAACCAGCCCUGUUACUUCCUUGGGAAAGUCCGCCUCCCCAGCCCCACCCCACACUAGUGGGCUGCUGGGGUUCUGGAGCCACCUGGGUCUGUGACCCAGUGGCUGUAGAAAAAGGCUGCCCUGGCUCAAAGCAGAAGAGCCCUGGAGGCGGAGCCUAAUAAAGAAUGUGUAAAUAAAGGUCAGGUGUCAUAAAGGGUGGGGCGGGGUGCACAGUUGCUAAGGCAUGCCCUCUAAGGGGCUGCCAUAAUUCAUUAGCUCAUGCUCAGGGCAUGCUGUGUGUGCCCUAGCAGCCUGAGUUACUGUAUCCUGAAAAUUCAUUAGCUCAUGCUCAGGGCAUACUGCGUGUGCCCCAGCAGCCUGAGUCACUGUAUCUUGAAAACCCCGUCAAUGACCCCUUUGUGCUUGUGGGUCCCAUGGCUCCUCUUCAACUGGCAGCCUUUGUGGCUGCCAGUCCAGGCGACUCAGCCUCUGGAGUGGGCCCAGGACCUGGUCCAGCUGACCUCCAGCCUCCCUUGGCUCUCUGAGCCCUGGUCUUCCCACUCCCCGAACUUCCCACCUGAAUCGCCUGACGCACUCACACCCCCGGCAGACCCCGGCGGCUUUGAUUACCUGGGGUCUUCUGCUCUCUCCCAGAUGCUGGCCUCGCCUCGAGAGUCCACAUGUGAGUUUGCUUCCUUUUCUGGACAUGGAUUCAGCUCAAGGGGUGCCCCCAGAGCCAGAACAGCUUGCUUUUCCAAAGCAGUAUUUCAAUAGGCUGACUCGACAACAGAGGCUACCAGAGGCCAUUCCCGUGCUAGACGGGGAUCAGGUUCAGCCCCUGGCUCUGCCUCCUCGACUGGAAGGAAAGAUUCACCAGUCAUUGGAAGCAUUCGUUCUGCCGCUAGACAGUCAGGAUUCACAAGGAAACAAGUUGAUUGUUUCACCCCUGACCCCCAAGAAAGAUCUAGCUCGGCGUCGACGGCUUCCUAAGGUUGGUGUUGGAACUCCAGACAAAGCGGCCAAGCUUCAGGGUCAAAAUCAAGUGUUGCCGGCUGACUAUGGGGUCUAUCCUGGUGGUUUUCCUACGGAAUCCCAGGAGAACCCAGGAGAACCUGCACAGCCCUCUGAGCAGGCUGAACCAUCUCAAUUCCUGCUGGAGGGCCAGACUCAAAAUCCAGAGACUCAGGAGCCCAUCCAAUCCUCCUCCGCACAGCAAGAAGGACAAGCUCCGCCUCCACAGGCCGUUGAACCAGAUGAACCUUCUUCACCCCAGCAAGAGGGCCCAGGUGCAGACCUGCAGCAGCCCGAGGAAGAAGCAUCUCCGUUGCAGCAGGAGGCCCCCACUCAGAAUCCAUUUGCUACUGCAGAAGUAGUAGGUCAGGCAUCAGUGUAUCACAGUCUUAACACUCCAUCCUCACCUCAGAUUGUAGCUCUCCAAGCAAACUUCCCCAGCGUCACACUGAAACCUGCAGACACGGAGCUGACAGAAGCCUCAGGGGCAGGUGAGGAAGUUCAGUCUACUCCAAGCACGGAGCAGGCUCCAGCUCAGCCUCUGGGGCAUCCUGAGGGAGUGGGACUCCCCUCAGCCCAACAAGAGGCCCCAGUGCAGACUCAGGAAUUCCCUGGGAGGGUGGAAUCUUGGACUCAAGAGGGUCUAGCUCAGACCUCAGAUCUCCCUGAGGAGACUGGACCUUUCUCUACCCAAAACGAUGCCACAGCUCAGCCCUCAGAGUAUGCUGAGGAAGUCAGCCCAUCUGUAGGCCAGCAGGGGGCCCCAGCUCAGCCUUCCGGCCUGCCUGUGAACACUGAAUAUUCCUCCAGCAAUCAGGAGCAGCCUGCUCAGCCUUCUGAGUCUCCAGAGAUCGAACCUUCUAGAAGCCAACUGGAAGACCCGGAGAAGCCUUCGGCACUCCCUGUGGAAGUCAAAUCUCCAGUACAGCAAGAUCCCCGAGCUCAAGCGCUAGAAUCUCCUGAAGAGAAUAUCAUAGCUCAGACUCCACAGAUUCAGAAGGGGACGGACUGGUCUCCAGAUCAGAAUCAAGUUCACCGUUAUAACCUGCCCAAUGUUACCAUCAAGCCUGCAGAUGUGGCGCUGACCAUAACUCCGGAGCCCACCAUGGAGCGGGACUCUUCUCCAGUGCAGCAGGAGGGCUCUGCUCAGACUCCGGGCCCUUCUGUGGAGACAGAACCCUAUAUUAGUGAUCAGGAGCAGCCCACUCAGUAUGUUGAGUCUUCUGUAGAGAACAAACCCUCUCCAGCCCAGCAGGAGACCCCAUAUCAAACUCUGGGCCCUUCCCUGGAGACAGAAGCUUCUCCAGCCCAGCAGGAACCCCCAGAGCCGACUCCGGUCCCUUCUGCAGAGACGGAACCUUCCCCAUUCCAGCAGGCACCCAGAGCUCACACUGCACGCCCUUCCGUGGAGGCAGAACCUUCUCCCCGUGAACAGGAGCAGAUAGCUCAGUAUGCGGAGGCUCUGGUGGAGACCCAGCCUCCUCCAGGCCCUCCCGUGGAGACAGAGCCUUCUCUCAGAGAACAGCAGCAGAUUGCUCAGUACGCGGAGGCCCUGGUGGAGACUCAAGCUCCUCCAGGCCAGCUGGAGGCCCUAGCUCUGACUCCAGUCCCUCCUAUGGAGACCGAACCUUAUAUCAGUGAGCAGGAGCAACCAAGGCGGCCCUCUGAGUCUUCUGAGGAGGUUGAAUCUUCUGGAAAGAAGACAGAAGUCCCAGCCCAGCCUCCAAGUCAUCACACAGUGACCAUUUUACCUCCCGGUCACCAUCAAGUUCAGCAGUACGACUUGCCCAAUGUGACUACUAAACCUCCAGACCUGCAGCUGACCCUAACACCAAAACCUGAAGCAGAAGUGGAAACAUUUCCAGUCAGCCAUGAGGUCACAACAACGCAGGCCUCAGUCGCAGCUCUGCCUCCAACACCUCUUGAAGAGGUCGAACCACUGCCAAUUCAAUCUCCAGAAGUUAUGCAGGAUGAGAAACCCUCUACGACCCAGCAGGAGGAAACAGCUGAAAUUUUACAGACCCCCGUGGAGGCUGGACCUUCUCCAAUCCAUCAGGAAGCCCAAGCCCACGCCUCAGUGUUCCCUACGGAGCCUGAGCCUUUGAAAGACCAGGAGGCAGACACAGCUCAGCAGCCAAAGCCCCCGGAAGAGGAUGAGCACUCCCCACUUCCAGGGGUCCCAGCUCAGCCUGAAGAACUGAAGGAACCUUCACCAAGCCAGCAGGGGAUUUCCGUUCCACCUCUAGAGCGCCCCGUGAGUGCUUACCAAUUACCACUCCAACAGGGAAACACAAACCAGCCUUCAGAUAUCUUCCCAGAGAUGAGUGAUGCUAUUCCAAUGAAUAUGACAUUUUCACCUCAUAUUCCAGAAGAAAUACUCAGAACUCAGCAUUUAAGGUUGUCUAAAACCAAACCAAAACAUGUGGAUAUUGACCUUACCAGAACCCUAAAGCCCACUCCAGAGGUUUAUCCUUACCCCAGUCAACAGGAAGGACCUGCCCAGCCUACAGUUCCCACCAAGCAAGUUGAAUUUUCUCCAACCCAGCUUGGGCCUCCUCUUGCCAAGCCUCCGGCACUGCCUGAAAAGAUGGAACUUUCUCGAGCUGAGCCUCUAGAGCCCCUCAAGGAGGCAGAACAAGCUCCAGUGCAAAAUGUAGCCCCAGCCAAGCCACAAGACUUCCCUAACACUCAAUCGUCUGCAACCCAGCAGGAGCUUCAAACUCAGCAACCAAACCUGACCAAAGUCACAGGUCAACCUUUGGAUGUGGAACUCACCAUAACUACACAACCUGGAAUGGAAGGCGGACUUUCUCCAAUCAUGCAGGAGGCCCCAGUUCAGCUUCCAGGGCCAUCUAAGGGGGGUAUAGCUCAACCCCCAGGAUAUCAGGGGAUGACAGUUCCAACACCAGCUCAGGAUCAAGCUCCGUUUCCAAAAUCACCCCGCAUCACAUUUCAACCUUUUGAUCUGGCACUUACAAUAACUCCACAGCCCAUUACAGAGGCUGAACUUGCCACAAAUGUGCAGGAGACUCCACCUAAAGAAUCUGUAGCUCAGCCACCAGUGCAUCAUGAGGGUCAAAAUCAACCUCCACUAUCACCCAGUGUCACAAAUCAACCUUUAGACCUGGCACUUACCAUUACUACAGAACCUACUACAGAGGCUGAGCAUCCUACAGACCUGAGCAAGACUACAGCUCCAUCUCCAAACCUGACUCCAGUCACAACUCAACAUCUGGACCUGGGACUCACCAUAACUCCAGAAACCAGCAGUAUGGUGACUGAACCCUCUACAGACAUGCAGGAGACCUCCAGUCAACCUCCCACGGAGGGUGUAACCCAAUCUCCAAUACAUCAAGAGGUGACAGUUCCAACACUGGGUCAUAAUCAAGCUCAAUAUCCAACAUUGCCUCACAUCACAGUUCAGCCUUUGGACACAGUGCUUACCAUAAAUGCAAAGCGUACCAGGAAGGCUGAACAUUCUACAGCCCUGAAGAAGACUAAAGUACCUCCCGUGCUCCAUGAGGAGGUACUUUCACAACCAGACCAGGUUCAGGCUCAGCAUCCAACCCUGACAGAAGUCACAGUUCAACCUUUUGAUGUAGAACUUACCCUAACUCCAGAAUCCGUUGUGGAGGGUGAACCACUCCCAACCAUGCAGGAGACUUCAGGGCAGCCUCCAGGGCCACAUAAUGAAGUGGUCUAUCAGCCUCCAGUUUAUUAUGAGAUGGUAGUUCCAAAACCAAGUCAAGAUCAAACUCCGCAUCCAAUGUCACCCAGUGGCACAGCUGAACCUUCGAAGUUAGAGUCAACCAUAACUCAGGUACCCACUACACAGGAUGAACAUUCUACAGCCUUCAAGUCUAUAUCUCCUCCUCCUUAUCCAAUGUACCCUGAGGUGACAUUUUCACCUCCAGUCCAGAUUCAGACUCAGUAUACAAACCUGCCUCAAGUCACAGUCAAGCCUCUGGACCUGGAAAUUACCCAAACUCCACAACGUACUACAGAGGCUACACCUUCUACUACCAUGCAAAUGACCCUAACUCAGUCUACAGAGCCACUAAAGGAGCUCGUAACUCAGUCCCCAGGGGACAAUGAGAUGACAGUUCCAACAGCAGGUCAGCAUCAAGCUCAGCACCCAACAUCACCCAGUGUCAUAGCUCAGCCUUCCAAGAUGGAGCUAACCAUAACUCUGGUACCCACUGCAAAAGCUGGCCAUUCUCCAUCCCUGAAGAAGACUACAGAUCUACAUCCAGGCCAGGUUCAGACUCAGCACUCAACCCUAACUGAAGUCACAGAUCAACCCCUGAAUGCGGCUGCCACCAUAAAUGUCUGUGAGCUCUGCACUUGCAAAGAUGAGACACUUUCAUGCACUGGCCUCAGCCCAGUGCAGAAGCUUCACAGAGUUCCUGUACCAGAGCCCAACAGCUACAAUGGCACCUUCAGCAUAUUAAAUUUCCAAGGAAACUCGAUUUCUUUCAUUGAUGAAAAUGUAUGGAAAGCAUACCGCUGGGCUGAGACACUAAUCCUCAGUGAAAAUGACUUGACUGAAUUACAUAAGGACUCAUUUGAAGGCCUGCUAUCCCUCCAACACUUAGAUUUAUCCUGCAAUAAAAUAGAGUUUAUCGAAAGACGUGCAUUUGAGUCACUCCCUUUUUUGCAGUCUAUAAAUCUUGGUUGCAAUUUACUGACAGAACUGAGCUUUGGAACAUUUCAGGCGUGGCAUGGAAUGCAGUUUUUGCACAAUGU
This is a messenger RNA of Oryctolagus cuniculus (rabbit), 6934 nucleotides long. The record is from RefSeq and is a predicted model, not a curated record. Lineage: Eukaryota; Metazoa; Chordata; Mammalia; Lagomorpha; Leporidae.